Molecule: messenger RNA, 1515 nt
Organism: Colletotrichum spaethianum
Lineage: Eukaryota; Fungi; Ascomycota; Sordariomycetes; Glomerellales; Glomerellaceae
Exons: 2
Coding region: 1-1515 (504 amino acids)
Source: RefSeq, a predicted model, not a curated record
AUGCCAAACACCAACUGGCUUUGGUUCCGAGUCUUUGCGAACCUGGGCUUGAAGAAGAACGGAGGAAAGUUCUCACAAGAGCGGCUCGACGCGGACAUCAAGCACCUCGACACCUUUUACCGGGGUGGCGGUUGGUCCAACGAUGGACCGGAGGGCAUCCACCAGAUGGACUACUACUCGUCCAGCUUCGCCAUCCAAUUCCUCCAGCUUCUCUACGCAAAGCUAGCCGGCGACGACGAGCCUGAACGGGCCGAGGAGUUCCGCAAGCGAGCCCAGAUGGUCGCACUCGAUCUCGCCCACUACUUUGACGAGGAAGGCCGAGCCAUCCCCUUCGGCCGCAGCGUCGGCUACCGCUUCGCGAUGGUGUCUUUCUGGGGUGCCCUCGCCUAUGCCGGUGUCGAGUUGCCGGCCCCCCUGACUUGGGGUAUGGUGAAGGGCAUCGUGAUGCGUCAUUUGCGAUGGUGGCAGACGCAGCAUGAGAUGUGGAGUCCGAGCGGAACGCUGACAGUGGGCUAUUCGUACCCGAAUAUGUAUAUGGCAGAGAACUACAACAGUCCUGGGAGCCCAUACUGGGCCUGCCUCGCCUUCAUCUGCCUCGCGGUUCCCGAAGACCACCCUUUCUGGACCUCCGAGGAGGAGCAGGCUUGGGGCGUUAUCCCCAAGAUCAAAGCCCUUGAACAGCCGGGCCACAUCAUGAGCAACGUUGGCGGCCACUGCAUGCUCUUGUCGUCUGGUCAAGCUUGCAGCUACCCGAUGAAGGGCACCCACGCCAAGUACGGCGGGUUCGCCUACUCGAGUGCGUACGCUUACUCGGUGCCCCCAGGGCUGUUCUCUCUCGAGCAGUACGCCUUGGCUUCGCAGCUGGGUCUGUCAGACGACGGCGGAGAGUACUGGAAGACUCGGCGGCUCUCACAGUACGCCGCCAUUGAAACCAGACACGACAAGCCGGUGCUCGUUUCGGUGUGGAAGCCGUUUGUGGACGUCGAAAUCAAGACCAUCUUGGUGCCUCCCGAAGAGUCCACGCCGAACUGGCACCUUCGCAUCCACCACAUCAAGGCAGGCCGAGAGGUCAUGACCGCAGAUGGGUCGUUCGCCAUUGUCAACGAGAACUCGACAAACGGCCGAUACCUCGACCUCUACGACGCGGAAAAGGGCGAGGGCACGUCGCCAAAGAUCAUUGGCAACUACGACACCAACACGCCCGAAGGACUGGCAAAGGGUAGCGAGGGAGCCUUCGCCGUGUCCAAGGGCGCCGUGGGCAUCAAGGCCCUGGAGGGCUCGAUCGAGCGGACAGCCAAUCUCGUCAACGCGGACCCCAACUCGAACCUGGUCGAGAAUCGCACAGCCAUCCCGACGCUGCAGCACACGAUCAAGAAGGACGAGUCGGUCUGGUACAUUACAGGCAUCUACGCCAAGCCGAACGGCGAGGGCGUCCCCAAGCAGAGCUAUCUGGACGGCUGGGAGAAGCCACCUGCAGUCCCAUCUUGGCUCGAGGCAGAGAUGAGUGCUUCUUAG